AUGAGAAACUGGAACGAGACAGACAAAAUGGUAGCUACAGAUUGGCUUGAAGAGUCACUUCAGAUUUGCAUAGAGAUUCCCAGACUGUGGUUUGAGGAGCCACUGGUGGUCCAUAAGGGUACUGCUGGUGGUCUCUGGAGAAUAAUCAAUGGAACUGCAGUUGACGGAGGGAGCAGUCUCAGAAUCUGUUUCAUCAUGGAUGGCUGCAUUUUAAGAACGACACAGAAUGGGCUCUGCCUUUGCUUCUUUAUUUUGGUAAUAGAAAUAUCUGGGGGGGGAACCCUCAACUUUUCUGGUUUACCUGCAACAGGCAACGUUACUGAAAAUUCUGAAUCUGGUACUGUGGUGCAUACUUUCCGUGUCAACUUAACAGAAGGUCUUUUGCCAGACAUUUCAAUACCAUAUGAGUAUCCUUUAAUAAUCAAUUCCAACCCACUCACAAAAGCUUUCAGGAUCAACCCCAUAUCUCCACUUUUAUACCAGGUUGUUACUACAGGAAAUCCCAUUCUCGAUUAUGAAACUAUGCCCCAUGCAUUUGAACUGCAGAUCCUUGUUGCUGAUACCGCUGGGGCAACUGAUCUACAGAUUCUGACUAUCCAAGUGCUUGAUGUAAAUGAAUCCCCAGUGUUUCUAGGCAACUUGGCAACUCAAACUGUUGUGGUCUACAUCUUGGAAAACACACCAGCAGGACCUAUUUAUCAAAUUCAUGCAGGGGAUCCUGAAAAAAGACCCUCUAGGGAAGUCAAGUUUUCCCUGAAUUCAGAUUUCCCAUUCUUUGCAAUUUCUCCAACUGGAACGGUUUCUACUUUGAAGUCAUUUGAUUUUGAGAAGGAUCGAACCAGCUAUACAUUAAAUGUUACCAUAACGGACCACCUCGGUGUUAGUGUUACGAGGACCCUGAUGGUCAAUAUCAUAAACACUAACGAUGAAAACCCUGUCUUCAACAUGAAAAAUAAUGUUUUCAGGAUUCUUGAAGAAAAACCACCAGGAACUUUUGUUGCCAAUGUAACAGCUGAGGAUCCAGAUGGUAAAGAUUUUAUUCAUAGCCUUCGCUUCAGCCUGGGUGCUCCUGAAGCGAUCCCUAAUUUUUACAUCAAUCCAGUAACUGGUACGGUUCUGGUGGCUGGACGGAUAGAUCGUGAAGCUUUUCCAGUCAAAACUUCUCCCAAUGUUUCUUUGAUAAUUCAUGUUGAGGAUAGCCCUACUCGUGGAAGAACAGCUGAAACCAGUAUUUUUAUAAUUAUUGAAGAUAUCAAUGACAAUCCACCAAUAUGCAAUGAAUACAAUCACAGGAAGAUAAUUUCUGAAAUGGACUCCCCUGGAUUAGAAAUUAUAAAUUUACAGAAUUAUUGUAAAGAUGUUGAUGCUGAGUCACCAAACAACCUGUUUAACUUCACUGAACUGUCUGGAGUUGGAAGUAAUAAAUUCACCCAGGAUCCUCCUCAUUCUGGAAUAAUUAAGCUCAAAGGAAAUCUAAACUUGGAAAAUACAACAGACCAGAGACAAUAUAUCCUGAAUACCGUCAUCCGGGAUAUUUCUUGGCCUUACUUUUCUGAGCUAAUCUACAUUUACAUCAUAAUUAAACCGGUGAAUGAGUUUAACCCAGUCUUCAAUAGCUCUUCGUACAUUUUUAAUGUAUCUGAAACAACAUCACCUGGAUCCUUUAUCGGAGGAGUGUUUGCAACUGACAAAGAUGUACCUUCCACUGGAAUAUCUUACUCAAUUUUGUAUGGAGAAAGCAGUGUGGAAGUCACACACUUAUUUUCAAUUCAUCCCCAGCUGGGGAUUUUGAGGAAUACAAAGAGAUUAGACUAUGAAGAAUGUCAAGUGCACAUCCUCAAAGUGCAAGCUUCUGACAACAAUGGCAAGAACGCAAUUUCAUCUGUAAUGAUAAAUGUUCUUGAAGCAAAUGAUGAACCACCAAAGUGCACACCUAAUUCACAGUUGCUGAAUAUGCCGGUGGAUCUAAGGUUGGGCAUUAUUAACGGUUUCAGUAUUUCUUGUGUGGAUCGGGAUUCAAGUCCGAGAUCAUUCCGAUACACUAUUACUUCAGGUAAUGUGAAUAACCAUUUCACCUUUUCACCAAACGCUGGCUCGAAUAUCUCAAGGCUGGUAUUUGCAACUCCAUUUGAUUAUGUGACAGGCCUGGACAGAGUUUGGGAAUACCGGCUGUUAGUUUCUGUAACAGAUGAUAACCUGUUAUCAAGAACCGAAAGAGCUACAGUUCGUGUUCAAACUGGCACGGUAACCUUGACCAUCAGAGUCAUUCCAAGCCCUACCACUGUGAUUCCUAGCACACCUGGUGUUACCAUUGUGACCAGCAGAGAAAAUGUCUAUGCUUCAUCAGCUUGGUAUGUGCCAUUCUUCAUAGUCCUUGGCAGUCUGUUGCUGCUUGGAUUGCUUGGGUAUCUAACCUUUUUGCUGGCAAAAUACCUCCGUUCCCAUUGCCCACCAAAACCCAAAGCUGACAAAAAGCCACUGUAAAAGAAAGUGAAGAAAACAAAGAAAGAAGUAAUAUGGGAAAUGACCAACUUAAAUCCUGUUUUUGAUGGGGAAGCAAUAGACCCAGUUACUGGCAAACUGUAUGAAUAUAAUUCAAAAUCGGGGGCGCGAAGAUGGAAAGAUAUCAGUGUGCCUUCCAAGACUGAAGUAAAGGAUCUUGUAGAACUAACAGCUCCUCCAAAGAGUGGUGAAGGCAAUCUGCCCAAAGCAGAAGCUAAUGCUAGUGGUGGUCUAGGGGAUCUCAAGCAGAAGCUGAGACCUCCAAAAAGUGGUAAAAGGGAUCUGCCCAAAGCAGAGGCUGAGACUGGUGGUAGUCAAGGAGAUCUUAAGCAGAAGAAACCUCCCAAGAGUGAUCAAACAGAUGAUCUAUUCAAAACAGAAGACGAAACCAGAAGACAAAAUCACCUGGAACCAAGGGCCUCAGGCAAAAAGACUGAAAGUUUUCCAAAUGGCAACCUAAAAUUACAGAAGCCAAAAGAAGACCCGCUGAGCAAAAGAUCACCUUCACCCAUUCCCUCACGCAGGUCCCCCAUUCCCUCUCCCAAAAUAUACCCAAAAUAUCAAAAUCAAUCUUAA
Molecule: messenger RNA, 3078 nt
Organism: Candoia aspera
Lineage: Eukaryota; Metazoa; Chordata; Lepidosauria; Squamata; Candoiidae
Gene: CDHR3
Product: cadherin related family member 3
Exons: 20
Biological process (GO): homophilic cell-cell adhesion
Cellular component (GO): plasma membrane; catenin complex
Molecular function (GO): cadherin binding; calcium ion binding
Source: RefSeq, a predicted model, not a curated record